AUGCAUCAUCCAACGAGGCGCCGAGGACCUCGGAGCAACAACCACUUUAUCAAACCAGAUCCCGAUUCUUCUGCCAAUACCUCUUACCCAGAAUCAGUAGCUUCCAACUUUGGCGCGCCUCCUGCUCCUUCAGCUGCGUCCAGCUAUGGUGGUAGUACCACCCACAUUCCUCCUGACCAGGCCUUUUACAGGCAUGGUAGAUCGGAUGCCCCGACUCCAAGUGAACGCACCACUGAGCCAGAGCCUCUCUUGAGAGAACUGAGGAUGCGACCUAACGCUGCGGCUGAGAGCCCAACCAGCAUUCCGGCAGAUGGAAGCUUCUUUCAAACUUCUUUCCAGGAUAUUGGGAAGAAAUUAAAGGCAUGCAAUGAUACUUUGGGCGAACUCCAACAGCUGGGGGUAUCUCACGAUGUUCCACUCCCUGAACUCGUGCUCGUUGGCGACCAGUCUGCUGGCAAAUCCAGUCUCAUGUCAGGUCUUGCCAACCUAGAACUUCCACGAAGCGAGGGUACCUGCACACGCUGCCCCCUUCACAUUCGAGUCUCACGAAGUCAUGAUCCAUCUUGUCGGGUGACUACCAUCCAUGAGUUCAAGACCAUGGUCGAUCAUGGCGAGAUCGAGGAUGUUCUUCGUUGGGCUCAGAUUGCCAUCCUGAAUGACGACAAGAGUCCUGAGCUAUUCGUUCCAGGUUCUGGCUCUAUCGCUGUCAACACUCCCAUCGAAACGGCUUCUGAAACUGUUGCGGCCAAGUUCUCGCCCAAUAUUGUUGCUCUUGAGAUCAAGGGACCUGAACUCCCGGACCUGUCCUUCUACGACAUGCCAGGAAUUUUCCAGAACCCUGCCGACGCGAGUGACGACUAUUUGGUCAGUGUUGUGAGGAACCUGUCCAAGGAAUACAUCCUGCACCCAUCUGCCAUCAUCAUGUGUUCUAUGCCUAUGAAUAGCGACGCCGAAAACUCGUCGACCUUUGGUUUAGUUCGCAGACUGGGCGCCCUCAACCGGACAAUUGGUGUUUUAACAAAGGCCGACCUAAUUCCAGAGGGUGGCAACCAUGAACAGUGGCUUGCCAUCAUGAGAGGGCAGGCUCAUAUAACUGGCUUAGGCUACUUCAUAACUUCCCGACCUCAAGGGAAAGACCUAGACGAACUCAAACAGUGGGAGGAGCUUGUUUUUGUCGAACAUUCCAUGGAGCGAUGGCCUGCCACUUUCCACGACUUCUCUGAUCGCUGUGGAGUUGAGAAGUUAAAAGUAUUCUUGUCCGAAAAGCUCGGUCAAGAAUUUGCAAAGAGGCUGCCAGAGUUGCCUUCCAAUGUCGAGUUGGAAGUCCAGACCAGCGUGAUGGAGUUUGGCGAAUUAGCCCGAUCGCAGUUGAAGCCUUCCGAAUUCUCGAAGCACUUCGUGCCGCUGCCUGAAAAUUUUCGCGACUGUCUUCUGGAAAUGAAACCAAAGUUUACACUCAAAGAUAACAGUGACGUCCCGGUCGUCGAUAUUUCUGACGACGAGUCAGAUACAGGAUCGGUGGUCACAGUUACAAAUCCAAAUACGCCUAGCAAACGACGCGCGAUGGCCCCUCCGAUCACGCCUUCAAAACGUAUGCGUAUGGACCAAAUUCCCGCGGGCACCCCAUCUCGUCCGUCACUGAAGCCCGAGGAUAGCAGAGCCAGUGUGAGCUCUGCCUCCCCGGCCCCACGCCGGCAAGGGUUCCCACACCCGUUUACACCUUUCAGUAACGUUGGGAGAGGGUUCAGAACACUUCGCCAAGUGCGAGAUGAGAUCAAGGCCAAGACUAGAGCUGGUGUUCCAGAUAUUAUCACAGAGGAGGUGUACAACGACAUGUGUCGUGAAGCAAUCGAGCCUUGGUCAGGGCCAAUGAAAGCGUUUCUCGAGCACGUUAUGAGCCUGCUGUACGAUAUGCUUGAGAAAGCCCUGGCGGCUUCUUUCGCUCGACUAAACAAACGACUGAUUUAUCAGGAGUGCCAAAAGAUCUUGGCAGACUAUCUCGAAGAACGCCGCCGCGAGACUAUUGGGGCGCUCGACGUUGUGUACCGCCUUGAAACAUAUGGCUUGUUCACUGUCAACCAGGAAGCUUUCCGCAGAUACCAGAAGGAUGAGCAAAUCUUGCUGACGAGAUAUCGCCACCAGAUGCGCAUGCAGGCCGCGGGAUAUGGAGAUGGCCGCCCACCUGUCCCCUGGGAUAGCCUAACAGAGGAGAAGCGGGUGCUCGAUGAAAAGCGACGUGAAAACGAGAUGACCAAGCUUGGGCCGGAUUCAUUCGAGCGGGAGCUGGAGGUUGUUGCUUACGUUAGAGGGUACUACCGGCUUGCAGCGUUGAGGUUCGCGGAUGCGAUAGCGUUACAUGUCACGAAUGGCAUGAUACCGCACAUACAACGACAACUCCCCUACCAUCUCGACCGAAAACUAGGUCUUUGUGGGGCUGACUCCCAAAGUAUCUACGAGAGGCUUAUGGAGGAGGACCCAAACACGGCGGCCAAACGAGGGGCGCUCAGGGGAGAACGUGAGAAGUUCGUCAGGGCCCUGGACAGUAUUGAGGAGUUGGAACGCGGAGCUGGAAGCAGCACAAUGUCGGAAGAGGAUCUUGACGACCACAUGGUUGAUGUCCCCCUUAUGAGCGGUGCUCUUCCAGUCGAGGAAGUUUGA
Messenger RNA from Fusarium graminearum PH-1, 2658 nucleotides. RefSeq lists its product as uncharacterized. The record is from RefSeq and is a predicted model, not a curated record. The transcript is spliced from 4 exons. Gene Ontology annotation, molecular function: microtubule binding; GTP binding; GTPase activity. Gene Ontology annotation, cellular component: membrane; microtubule; cytoplasm. Lineage: Eukaryota; Fungi; Ascomycota; Sordariomycetes; Hypocreales; Nectriaceae. The coding region runs from base 1 to 2658 and encodes 885 amino acids.